Ictalurus punctatus (channel catfish) is the source of this 2454-nucleotide messenger RNA. RefSeq names its product coiled-coil domain containing 106b (gene ccdc106b). The transcript is spliced from 7 exons. Lineage: Eukaryota; Metazoa; Chordata; Actinopteri; Siluriformes; Ictaluridae. The coding region runs from base 328 to 1326 and encodes 332 amino acids. Gene Ontology annotation, cellular component: nucleoplasm. The record is from RefSeq and is a predicted model, not a curated record.
CUUAGUUACACCGCCAAGUCACUAGUGCGCAUGACCGGAAGACGAUUCAGAUGAGGGCGGUCUUUUUUUUUCCCCUUUCUUCUUUGAUUGUUAACUUCUUAGAGAAGUUAAAUAUUGCAAUAAUUCACGAAAACACACACAUAAGCAAAGUUGAGUAAAUGCGAAACAGAGUAAAUGCCUCAGACUGUUUGCAAAACGAAGAAUAACAACAAUAUCAACAUCCUGGAUUUGUGUAACGCUGCUAGCGUUUAUACUUGCAAACAAAGUUAACAACGUGUUUGUGAGCUUGGUUUGGAAUUUUAAGAGGAUCCAUGUCAGACUGCGAUAAUGACUGAACCACAAAGAAGUACGAGGAAGUCAACAGAUUUGAAAAACGAGGAUGGCUAUGAAAUCUCUAUUCCCUUUGAAGACAGUAGUGCAGACGAGUCUGGUUUCUACAACCAGACUGACCACACGUUUGAUGAAAGUGCAUCAGGACAGACGCCUCCCUGCAACCCGUACCUGUUGAUUUCCAACCUUCGUGCCCAGCUGCAGAUCUCCCUGGAAAAGAACUCAUGGCUACAGAAACGCAUCGAGGACCUGGAAGAGGAAAGAGACUUCCUGCGCUGCCAGCUUGACCGGUUCAUCUUCACCACCAAGAGUCAGGAGAGGAGUGAGCUUCAGCCUGAGGUUUCCCAACAGCCAACAUCCCAGAACACUGUCGUUCGCAGGACCUCAUCUCCGGUGCCCAUGAUGACUCGGUCUAGACAAGCACGCAGCCAGACCUUAAAGCGAAACAAGAAGAAGAACAGUGUCCAAGAUGAGGAAGAGGAGGAGGUGAUGGAGGAGGAAGAAGAGUAUAUAGAGGAGGAUGGCUACCUUGAAGAGGAGGAGAUUGUAUCAAACGAUGACGACCCUAACAACAAAGUCCGCAAAAGAAGCAGGCCUAAAAGCAGGUCGAAUGGUGGGCCGAUGAGAGUGAAAAGAACUCGGGUAUUCCGCAUAGCACGUGGAAUGGAGAGGCAAAGAGUGAAAGACCCUGCUGGAGUACUUUUUCGCUACAAGAAGAUUCUGGUGACAUACCAGAAGCUGAGGAGCAUGUCCAGAGCCUUUCAGGUUCACGGGGUCGACCGUAACACAGUAGCCUCCACCACUCCCAUUGCGGAGUUGCUCCUGGUCGCGCCAGAGAAAGUGGAAGAAGUCGGCGAGUUCGAUUCCUCCAAGGAGAAGCUUCUAGACUAUGCACGACGCUGCUACAAGGCCCUUGAUGAGACCGCUCAUGCCAAGGUGCAGGCCUUGAAGAAAAACAACCUCCUGCUGCCCAUCUCUUACAGAUUCAGGAACUGAUGCACCAAAAAAAAAAAAACUGUUUCCUUGAAACCUGUUGUAGUGAAUAAUGGAAGGAGGGUUCAAGGUUGAUGAUUGGAUGUUGCAGCAGCUAAGCAAAGAAUUGUUCUUUUAUUUUUUUUCUACCUCCAGCUACUGAUUAUUAUUUGAACAGAAACACAUUGGCAUUGCUGGUAUUGGCAAGCAUGGUUAAGAUUGAUGGAAAGGUCUCUCUUUUGUUUGAGUUUGAGGGCGUUAGUCCGAGUCAGACAGGAUGGGAUCAGGGCAGCUGAAGUGAGAUGAUGCGUUGGCUGAGAUAUUUGAGCAAGGAUGAUCGGAGUGGGGUUAGGGUAGGAAAGAACAAAAUUCUGAGAUAUAAGAUACAAGCGAUGAAGUAAAUCACUGUAUUUAAAGACUGUGUAUGUAUAUUUUUGUACUUGUUCAUUAUUAUUUGGGGGUAAAAAAAAAAAAAAAAAAAAAAACCGCUAACUUCCUCACUCCUCAGACAAAUGUAACACUUAUUCCCCUGUUCAUUAACACCUUUUUAAUGUAGCUUCCUAAAUUGUGAAUUCUGAUUUAUGAUUAUGAUAAUGAGAUUAAACUGUGUUCUUGUUCUAAGUUUGAAGACCUGGAUUUACAGAUUUACCACCAUGAUAUUUAUUUUAAGAAACAGCAGUUUAGUCAUCUGUAGAUCACAUCUGAAUCUUUAAGGACAGUCUGGUCUUUUCAGUUUGCAUGUAGAUUUGGUUGACGGACGCUUUUUUUUUUUUUUUUUAAAAACUGUAUCACUCCUUCCUCAGUAGUCAUGUUCAGUCAUGUACCUGCACACAUUCCUGUAAACACCUGACUACAAUUACUUCGAGCUAAGAUUAAAGACACAUCAUGUAGUUAGUCAUUAUCCUCAGAGAUGUAGCCUGCUAACGCAAUUUGAUUGCAAAAAUGGUAAAUCUUCACUUAUCUGCCUUGUUAUAUUACCGAGGUCUUUACACUGUGUAAUCAUGGGUCAGUGAUGUCAUUGUAUUUAAGUCCAUGUAAAGGAUGGAUGAUUGGUUCUGUUUUUUCGUUUUUUGUAGUUUUUUUUUUUUGAUGAUCUGUUUGUUAUUGUUUUUCUUUUCUCUACAGGGGAAUAAACUCUGUACAUUUACAGUA